Etheostoma cragini (Arkansas darter) is the source of this 4774-nucleotide messenger RNA. RefSeq names its product RAB44, member RAS oncogene family (gene rab44). Gene Ontology annotation, molecular function: GTPase activity; GTP binding. Bases 103 to 3603 code for a protein of 1166 amino acids. The transcript has 9 exons. NCBI's taxonomy places the organism in Eukaryota, Metazoa, Chordata, Actinopteri, Perciformes, Percidae. The record is from RefSeq and is a predicted model, not a curated record.
UCUCAGACUAAAGAUGUUUGUGAUCAAGUAAAAGAAAAUGCACUUGUUGGCGGUAACUUACAUUCAAGUUUAACAGUAGAUCAGCAAUCAAACUCUACGGAGAUGCCAGAUGAAAAACUUCCCAAUGUGUGUUUUUUAACAGAAACAGGAAACUGGAAAAAUGGAAAUUUACAGACCAACUACUUGGGAAGUGAGGACUGUGUGAAAUCAGAAGAUAUAGAUUAUUCUAUUACAGCAGAGAUAACUACAGAUGAACACCACCCCAAAGAGCAUACAGAACCUCACUGCAGUGUCGAACAAGCAAUAUGUUCGUCACUAAAGGAAGAGUUGUCUACAAGUGAUGACCAAAAAGAGCACAUGAACUUAUCUCAAAUCAGAGGAGCUCGGCCUUCAGAAGAUGCUAUAAAUGAAGUCCAUGAAGAGGAGGUAAAGCCAACAGAAAUGCAUCAUAUUGAUAAUUUCUCAACAAAGGAAAGUCAAUCUUCUUUACAAACCCUGCAUUCAGAAAUGAAUGUUCUUUUGGACUCCCAACCGUUGGACAGUUAUCAGAGCAUCAAAGGGCAAAGUCCCACAGACUUCAACACCAAAGGGAACAGAAGGAAAUUUGGGUCAAACCGAAAAAAUAGAGGACCGCAGGUCAAGGACACAACCAAAACAUCAUAUGUAACAGAAGCAAUGAGGCAGAAAGAAUUAAAAGAGCAAACCAACCUAGUCGUCAAGCCUGCUGGGGAAAUAAGAACAUUUGGAUCCACCGUAAAUGACGAAGAAAAUACAGAAAAGAGGUCGGAGGAAGGCACAAUUUCGUCACAGAAUGUGAUGGAUAGCAGUACAGUUGUGACAGCGGACAUUCCUUCAAGCUCAGGAAAAGACGACUUUGUCAAAUCCAAGGAAGUUAAUGAGACGGAAAAUAAACUCAUAAAAGAGACUGAGAAUCUAAGUCAGUUUACAGGAUGUGACGCAGUUAACAUGGAGUUGACACAAUCACCAAACAUCUCAGUUUGGAAAGAUGAUUCAGACAUACAGAAUAUCUCAUAUGACGAAAAUGUCAUCACCAGGCCAAUCGCUGAUGGUCUUGAGCAAGAAGGAGCCUUUCACGUCCAUGACACGGAAGUUUUAUCUUGUGACAACGAAUUUAAAGUGCAACAGACAAAUGGUACAUUACAAAUUCUUGGAGAUGUCACAAUAAAAGCCUACAAUUCAGGAGUGGAGAGUUCAAUGUGUGUACAAGUUUCUAGACAUGAUAAAGAUGGAGAACAGAAAGACCAUGAAGCCCAAGAAAUUAAUAUUCCACAGGUGAUCACACAUGCUGAUCUGUUUUCUGCUUCACAAAACAAAACUGAUACUUUGGGUCUAUUUGACAUUGGUCUCGAGGAAAACAUCCAAGCAGAACCAGCUGGGGAUGUAUCCGUGGAAAGUGGAACUUCCAGCCAACAACGGAUACAAGAAAAAACAAAUUUAGAUGAAAGUGAAAAUUUGAAAGGAAGAUCCAAACAGAAAAGGAGAAAAAUGGGAUCUACUCGCCAGACUCAACUCAAUAGGAAACCAGAGGAAAAGAGAGGUGAAACAAGAGAAAGUGACUUUAACACAGAAGCUGACAUGAGCAAUGUUGACAAGAUGGAAGCAGUAGAGGAUUUACAAAUUAUUGUAACUGCAGAGCUGUCACAGAAUGAACAUGCAAAGCCAUCACUGAGUCCUAAGAGUAAAGAACAACAGGAAAUGACCAGGUCUGACCUGCAGAUAAUACAGAGCAACGUGAUAUCAGGCAUAGAUUAUUCAAAUACUCCCCUUGCUGAGCUAUCUGUCCUACACAAUAAAGAAGUUGUUAAUCCUGUUGAGUUUGUUCACGUAUCUAAUGUAAGGGACAGUGAGAGUGAUGUAGAGGUUAGUGUGGAGUCGUCACAGCUAGAUGAUUUUACCACCACUGAGAUGCAUAUCACCUCUGUGCUUGCUGGAAGAAAUUCAAUAAAUCCAAUGCUGUCUGCAAACACGGACACUACAAACACUGGUAUCACAGGGGAGAGCUGUGUGUCUUUAUGUGAGACCACACAGAGUCCACAAAAUUAUGAGAAACGGCCAGAGUGUGUAAACGUCAGAAAUGACCAAGCUUUGAAAUCAGCUGAUGAGCCUGUUGUGGCAGAUUUGGAAAUAGUGAAAUCUGUGGUCAGAGGAGGAGCUGAAGAAGCGCACAUGAGUGCUCAGGCCAGUAUACAAGAGCCGGACAAAGCGAAUGAAGGAGCUCACAAUAAAAUUCUCGAGAUGAAGAAUGCAAAUUUUGAUUCAACCAACAAGAGAAGAAAGAUUGGCAGCACCCGCAGAAGUCUCGGAUCACGGACAAAACGGGAAGACUUGUAUGAAAAGGAAGAAGAGGAUAAUGAGGCAACAGAGGCUGCAACUAUUGUUGAAAUUGGAGAGACUGAAAGAGUCUCAGGCAACAUAGGUGUGCUACAACUUCACAAAGACAGUGGCUCUGAGCAAAGGAAAGAAAAGGACUUUGAAACUGUGGAGCAUUACUUCAAACCUCACCAGACAUUUGAAGAAAAUCCUGUUUCACAUGGUCAACUAGUAGAAACAGAGCAUCAACUAACUCCCAAUUAUCUCCCCGCAACACAAUCAACUUCUCCCAAACACGAGUUAAUGUCAGAAUCAGCAUCAAGUAGGAAAACGAGAAAAAUGGGAUCACACCGAAAGUCACAUGGAAACCAAAACUAUGAAUAUCAAACAGCAAAAAGGGACCAAAUGACUGAUGCACAAAUUGGGAGAGAUCUCGGAAGUAUCACAGAUGAAAGUGCCAACAAGACAACUGAAGAGCUGUGGGAAGAAUCUUUAGGCCCGGACAAAAUAUCAGAGGUUAAUACAAGUGACAAGAAACCAUCAUCAAACCUCAGCACCUCAAAGGCAACAGAGCAACCUGUUAGUGAGAAGAUACCUAAACCAGUGACUCCUGUUCAACAUCCUUCUGCUGAAAUCCGCCUGGCUCAAGAGAGUCAACAGAAGUUUUCUCUGGCAGGUAAUUCCAGGGCAGCAAAUCUUCAAUCAAACACUUACCAUGUGAUAAUGGUUGGAGACAGCAGUGUGGGCAAAACCUCCUUUAUGAAAAGAGCUCAAAGUGGGAAGUUUUCUUUAGAGUUACCCGCCUCUGUUGGACUUGAUCACUGCAUGUGGACUGUGGUAGUGGAUGGGAAACAUGUGGUGCUACAGUUGUGGGAUACAGCUGGGCAAGAAAGGUUUCACAGCAUGACAAGGCAAAUUUUCCACAAAGCCAAUGCGUUUCUCUUGAUGUAUGACAUCACUUCUUCUCAGAGUUUUUCUGCAGUCAGCUACUGGGCAAACUGUAUCCAGGAAGGGGCUGCAGAAGAUGUAACCGUUUUACUUGUUGGCAAUAAGAGUGAUUGUGCAGAGCGCCAAGUUAAAACUCAGGAGGUGGAAGUUCUGGCAAAGGAAUACAACUUUGAAUUUAUGGAGUGUAGCGCUGCCACAGGUGAAAAUGUGGUUCAGUCUUUGGAAACUGUGGCCAGGAUGUUGAGCCAAAAAGUCAACACAAGAGAGGAAGCCAUGGAGUUAAAGAAAGAGCCCAACAAGAAAAAAUCAUCAGGAUGUUGCUGAAAAAGAUGUCUGAAAACUCAGAAAAGUGGAGAAACAAACUGUGGAGUAUAACCAGUGAUUUCCCGAAUCAAUUAAAUUCCGAUUUACAGGGUUCCGAUAGGAUAUCAAUUAAGGUGGGAAAUGUCAAUUAUAAUUCAAAUUUUGCAAGACAUAUGCUAUUAAUUUUACAAUCAAGAAGCAACCCUCAAAUAUUUUUUAUAAUGAACCAGGUUACUUCAAAAAGUUUGCUUAAAGUACUUAACAAGUCAUUGACACGCAUACAAGUUUAAUUUUCUAUUUACAAUUAUCUUUAGAUGUACGUAUAUUUGUAUUUCUACCAACUUAAUAGUAUUAUUUUAAUGUAUGAAUUAUACCGUGUAGCUGGUGCUCGCAUUCCGUAGAGGCAGGUCAAUGAACAGUUGUGAUUAAGGAAAUAGGUAUCACAUAAUGAAUACUGGAUUCUUUUAGCUUGUUAGAUUUAUUGUAAAGUCUUGUACAGACUGAGGUAUUUGCAUUUUAAGAUUCAUUAACUUUUCCCACUGGGGAACUAAACAUUUAGUACUUAAGCACUUUCUGUUCAGAAAGGUUUCUCAGAUCCUUUAUAGUUAAAAACAAAUCCACAAAGAGAAAAUUCUCUAUACUGUACAGCUAUCUACACUUAACUCUUAAUGUUACUCUCAUGACACAAAUAUAUAUUCCAUGUGUAUGUACAGUACAAUGCCAUUUUGCUGUUGCUGAAUCUUGACAGGUUGGAAGUUACAAAACAUGGUACCAAAUUGAUAUUUUAAAGGAUCUACUAUUAUAGUAUUUUUAUACUAGUAUUAUUAUAUGUCAGUGUUAAAGUGUGUUUAAAAUUAACGUGUGCAGUAAGCCUUUGAAGAAGAGCAUAUUUUCAUUGUUGUAGCUUUAGUUUGGUAUACAAAAAUGACAUUUAUGAUUUUGUAUGACAAACAUCUGUUCUAAAUGUAUGGCAUUGGCACCACUGCAGUUGUCACACAGCUGCCAGAUAAAUCAUACAUACAUUUCAUACCUGUAUUAAAGACAACAGCAGAGAAAUAAAUGGGCUUUAAAUAUAAAUAUUGAUUUUCUUUUAAUGUGUCUGUGUAUUUCCCUUUAAUUUGUGUGGCCAAAUACCUAUAAUCAAGUUUUGAUGGCAUGCCUCAUGCUUAAUAAACCUCCACAAUGACAACUA